UGUGUCAGUUUUGUGUUGUGCGUAGUUGUGGUUCAGUUUCUGAUGGCUUGAUUAAUUUGAUUAAUAUUUUAUUUUUCUAUUCCGAUUACAUAUUUUGGUUCGAGCUUGACCAGAAAUGGCUUUGCUACCACCUGACCCGGUUUAUACAAUCAGAAAUGUCGAUAAUUCGCCAGUAUAUUGUCUGGCAUUUAGCUUUUUACCGGGGGGACUGGAGAGGUUACUAGCCGGGUCGAAAAAUGGAUAUGUUUAUGCAUACAACCUUCAGACGAACCGGGUCCAGCAAAAAAUCAAAGUUGGUCAAGCUCCCAUUCUUCAUCUCAUUCACACAAACAGCCAACUUAUCACCCAAGAAAAAGGUGGAAUAUUCAAAAUUUUUACACUUACUAAUAGCGGCUACAAAGAACAACAUACCAUAGACAAUGACUAUCCUGGAUUUUGUCGUUUUGAUGCCAACACAAAACUCGAAACACUCUUUGUACCUGAUAGGGAAUCCAAAAUACACAUUUACAAUUUUUCUGGUGAAAAGAUAAAUAGUUUGGUGCCAGAAAAUGAUUCUCCUAAACUUGGCGAUCCAAUGUGUUUAAAGUAUAUUGAAUUUCCGAAUGACCGGAAUCUCCUUCUGGUGGGCUAUGAAGCAGGAUGGCUCCUGCUGUGGGAUCUCAACACUAGUCAAUGCAUCAGCAAAUUGCAAACUAAAGAAUGUCCGAUGUCAGUGGAUUUCCAUCUUGAACAACAAAGAGGCAUGAUCGGCAAUGCAUCAGAUGUGAUACAAAUAUUUAGUAUAGGAAGAAAAGACUUGAGCUUGGCCCAUAAAUUGGAUGUAAAUAUCAAAAAUCCUGGAAUAAAUAAAGUUUGCACAAGGAAUGAUGGUAGAGUUUUUGCAUCGGGUGGCUGGGAUGGACACAUCCGUAUAUUUUCCUGGUUCUCUUUGAGGCAAUUGGUAGUACUUACAGAACACAGACAAGCAGUCCAAGAUGUUGUGUACUCCACUCAAAAAGUAUCAUUUUGGAAUGCAAACAUCAUGGCAGCUGGGGGCCUAGAUGGGGCAAUAACUCUCUGGGACUUAUACAACAAUAAAAAGUAAUUUUUCACUAUAUUUAAACAGUUCUCGAAGAAAUCAUGACACUGACAUCUAUAUUUCUUAGCUUCAAAGUUAUAUAUGAAGAUAAAUUAUAUUAUUCAAUCAACGUAAACUUUUAUAAAAAAUUGCCGAAGUUUUCUGAUGCUCGAUAAAUAUCAAAUAAUUUGAAAACAAAUACUUCUUUUGCAUUUAUUUUAAUUCUAUUGUUAAAAACAUUGCUACAAAUUAUUUGAUAUUUUCCAUCAGCAAAUAUAUUGUUUGCAAGAUAUAAACUUGUUUUGCCAUCUACAUAAUAUUUACAGUAUUGUUUUAAAUUGAAUUAUUAUUGCCUAUAUUGCCUUUAAUUCAAUUGUUAUAAUAAUUAAAUAUGGAAUGCUUUAAUUCAUUUGUUGUAACAAUUAUAGUGCAUAUAACAAAGCCAAUUGGAUCUCUUUUGUACAAAUAAAAUGAGAAAUAAUCUUAAAAUGUGGCCAAGCUGUUAGAUGCUAAGAGAAUUUGUUAAAUGAUAUAGAAAUGACUAUUACGUUAAUGAUUUAUAGCAAUGUUUUCAGAGACAUUAAAGCCUAUGAAAUGAA
Messenger RNA from Vanessa atalanta (red admiral), 1656 nucleotides. Its product is annotated as guanine nucleotide-binding protein subunit beta-like protein 1. The record is from RefSeq and is a predicted model, not a curated record. Bases 116 to 1084 code for a protein of 322 amino acids. The transcript has 2 exons. Lineage: Eukaryota; Metazoa; Arthropoda; Insecta; Lepidoptera; Nymphalidae. Gene Ontology annotation, molecular function: protein binding.